AUGGUCAAGCACGCAAGCAAAUUCCCUUCCUGGGACAAAUUGUUUGCGCUCUCGUCGACGGAACUUCGUGAUUUGGGCAUUGAGCCAGCGCGCCAGAGGCGAUACCUAUUGCGCAAGAGAGAAAAAUUCAGGCAGGGCAUUCACGGGCCCGGUGGGGAUUUGGACCACGUUGUGGAUGGAGUUGCGCAGCUGAGGGUGGUUGAAGUCCCCUUGGAUCCCAAUGCUCUUGCCAAAGACGCUUCGUCCGCAAAGCUCUCGGCUUCUUCGGCUACCUUGUCCCCCGGCAUGAGAAAAGCCAUCGUUAAUCUUCCUCCGGAUGCUACCGAAUACACCCACGACUCGUCGAAUCCGCUCAAGAAGUUUGCGUACAUGAAGAUUCACCGCGGCUCUAUGGUUCGUGGGCCGUUCUUACAACCGAUCAAGGGCGCAAAUGGACAAGCAUGUAUCAUCCGAGCCGAGGAGGGUAUGUGGGAAGACAAACUGGGACAGAAGGUGGACGGUGGAGAGAGGAGACGUGCUGAAGUCAGGGCUAAGCAGAGAAGCGAGGAAAGGAGGAAAGCAAAAGCCUGA
Messenger RNA from Aspergillus melleus, 570 nucleotides. RefSeq names its product mitochondrial 37S ribosomal protein mS41 (gene FYV4). The transcript has a single exon. Lineage: Eukaryota; Fungi; Ascomycota; Eurotiomycetes; Eurotiales; Aspergillaceae. The record is from RefSeq and is a predicted model, not a curated record. Gene Ontology annotation, cellular component: mitochondrion. The coding region runs from base 1 to 570 and encodes 189 amino acids.